UGUAGUCCUAUUCACUCUGAAGUUACCUUGUCAUCAAAGCAACAGAUGAGUGUAAUGUAGUCCUAUUCACUCUGAAGUUACCUUGUCAUCAAAGCAACAGAGCAAGUGAGAGAGAGAGAGAGAGACAGACGGACAUAAGAGAGUCUUAAAGAUUGUUUUGGAACCUAAUAUCACAGUUUUUUAUGAAAGACAGACGACCGACAAACGGCAGUGGAAAGACAGGGGGAGGAAGAGGGGCAAGUUUAGGGUUUUAAGCGGCACAGUGGUUCAGAGUGAACUAGGGGGGUCGUCAUAGAGAGAAAGAGAGAGAGAUAGGAGUCUUUUGAAAUGGCAGUUUCCCUUAUGACUCAUCUUUUGAAUAAUACUCUGACACACUGUGAUCCCCAGUUCAGUCACACAGUCAGAGGGUCCAGAGUCACAUCUAUCUCAUUCUCUCAUCCUCUCUGAGACACGAUGCAUCUCUUCUGGUGGAUCACCCACAUCUUUCUAUCCCUCCCUUCUCUCCUCUCUCUUGUCCAAUCCCUCACGUGCGACAAUGAGAAACAGUAUGCUUGGCCACUGCAUGACAGCCAAUGGUGCUGCAACAAGUGUCCACCAGGUCAGCAUCUGGUGGGACGCUGCACCGGUCAGAACAGCCCUACCCAGUGUGCUGACUGCGCCAGCGGCUACUACUCAGACAGCUACAACUUCAACAUAGGCUGCAAAUCCUGCGACGGCUGCAGCAUGAGUGAGCUGCAGUAUGUAUCUAACUGUUCCACCAAGCAGAAUGAUGUGUGCAGCUGUAAACCAGGCUACCGCUGCAGAGGAAGUGGCACCUGUCUGGACUGUGAGGAGAUCCCCAGCCCGAACACACCCAAACUCAUACCGACACCUCCCAUCAUGCCAGCUACAGUGUCAAACCACUCGGUGCCUGGUAUCCCUAAUCAUAGACCUAAACCUGUCACCAAACCUGGUACUGGGCCCAGAACAAAUCCAAACCAAGAUGAUAGCAAGUGGCUCCCGGUGUGUGUGUCUGCAGUGUGUGUGUGUCUACUGCUCACCUGCCUUGUUGCCAUCUCAAAGCUCAAACCUUUUCUGCGAUGGAUUGGUUCACCAAACAGCUUCUGGUCUCCCAAAAAGACAACUCCAGCCAAUCAGAGCACAGCGGAGGAGGAAGUGCCCAUGCCGGUCCAGGAAGUGUGUGGAAAGCCAGAGCUGCUACUAGACGUUUGAUGGAGGAAGUCAGUGUCAAAGGAGAGG
Molecule: messenger RNA, 1239 nt
Organism: Oncorhynchus mykiss (rainbow trout)
Lineage: Eukaryota; Metazoa; Chordata; Actinopteri; Salmoniformes; Salmonidae
Biological process (GO): negative regulation of apoptotic process
Cellular component (GO): external side of plasma membrane
Molecular function (GO): protein binding
Source: RefSeq, a predicted model, not a curated record